Messenger RNA from Cricetulus griseus (Chinese hamster), 1839 nucleotides. The record is from RefSeq and is a predicted model, not a curated record. NCBI's taxonomy places the organism in Eukaryota, Metazoa, Chordata, Mammalia, Rodentia, Cricetidae.
AUGGCCGGCUUCCACCUCUUCUCACGGCCCUAUGGGGAGCUUGGGGAGCCCUUGCCCGGUGGAGAGCCGGAAUUCGCGGCACCGCUGGGCUGGCCUGAGCCAUCCCUGAGCCCCUGGGCCCGGACUCCCGGCGCGGAAAUCGAGACCGAGGUGCCCUGGGGGCACCAGAAAUGUUCAUCCGCCGCGCGGUCCCGCCGGCGUGGUUCUAUGUCCUUGCCACGAGAAAGCCACAGCCUGACACACGUGGCCCGGAGACCGGCGGACCGCGCCAGGAAGCACCGGUCCGGCAGUAGGCAACUGGACGAAGCCUGCGGAGAGGCACCCACCAAGUCCAGCAGGACCUGGCAGCAGCAGCAGCCGCCGCCGCCGGAAACGCCCUCCCCCGCCCUCCCCCGGGGAGCUUUCAGCCCCCAGAGUGCUGGGACUUUGCCUUUGGAAAAGACACACAACGGAGACCGGUGGGCAGUGCCGGUGUACAGACAUGUAGGUCUCUGGUCCCCUUCGUCGGUUCUCACCGACAAGUCUUCCGGGCACUCCCUCGAGUUUGAGUUCCGGAAGCAAUCCACCCAGAAGAGGGGUAGUGGCGACCGGACUGAGUCCUUAGCCAACCAGUACUCCCAGCCCUCCACCUCCUGCAAAGAGACGAGUAGCCAGCAGGCUCAGGUCCUCAAGAGCAAGCUGGACGAAGCAGAGAUAUCCUCCAGGGACCAGAAGAUCUUGGCCCUGGUACUGAGCCGGCUCAAGAAGGCCCAGAAGAUGCGAGAGCUGCAGCAACAGGCAGCAGUCGCCUGGGAAGAGCUGAAGCGCUCAGACAAGAAAGUCCACAUGACCCUGGAGAGAGAGCGCAGGCUGCUGCUGCAGCAGAGCCAGGAGCAGUGGCAAGGACAGAAGGAACAGCACAAGUCACGGAGGGACCAUGAGCAGCUUCGCCAGGGCUACGAGCAACAGGGCGAGCGGCGGGACCGCCAGGAGAAGAGCACCAUCCAGGCCCAGGCGGAGAGCCAGAGUCGGUGGCCCGAGCAACCUGACAACCCAGAGAACGGAGACCUGGACAAGCUAGACAGGGUUCACGCCCAGGCUGAACACCUCAAACAGUGCCAGAUGCAGCGUCUGCAGGAGCAGGAGAGGGUGCUGCAGAGUCUGCGGGACCUGAACAGGCUGCAGAUGCAGAAGAAGCUGGAGGUGACCUGUCACAAGAGGCAGCAGCACCUGCCGGAGGAGAGUCAGAAGAAGGUCCCGGAGAACAACCUGAGCUCCUCCAUCAUCAACUUCCAGGCCCGCAAGGUUCUCAUGGACUGUCAGGCCAAGGCGGAGGAGCUCCUCAGGAAGCUGUCGCUCGAGCAGAGCUCCCAGAGCUCCCAGGACGUCCAAGAAGAUCUGGCUAAGGAGAGGCAUCGAGAACAGCAGGGAAAGGCCCAGAAGGAGGCAGAGCAGUUCCAGCGAGUGAGGUGGCGAACAGAGGAGGCAGAGGAACGGCGGCGCCAAGAGCGCCAGCGGGUCCUGGCGGAGCUGGCUGAGCAGAAGAUCAGGCAGGCCAGGUGUCAUGAGCACAAGACCAGCAAGGACAGGGUGCAGCACCUGCAGGAGCUGAGCGUCCUACGGGAGAGGAACAACCACAUCUUGAAGCUGAAAGCAGAGAAGGAGGAGAAGUGUCACAUUGAGGGCAUCAAGGAAGCCAUUAAGAAGAAGGAACAAAGGGUGGAGCAGAUGACCCGAUGGAAAGAUCCCAUCUUCCAGGAGUUCCAGAAGGUUCCCUCGGCCUCCAAGACAGACCGCUGCUUUGACUAUGUGGCAGCAGAGACACAGCUGCCUGCGCACCAUCUGAGUGGAAUCUAUUGA